Molecule: messenger RNA, 1673 nt
Organism: Carica papaya (papaya)
Lineage: Eukaryota; Viridiplantae; Streptophyta; Magnoliopsida; Brassicales; Caricaceae
Source: RefSeq, a predicted model, not a curated record
UUUUAAAAAACGUAUUUGGCUGUCUCAUUGAGUUUCUCCGAAAUGCCUUCGUAUCGAGAAAUUUCCGUUGUCAGUUUGAAUGCGAUUGUGGCGUUCUUGCACGUCUUGAACCCUAAAAUAUUGAAUUGAGUUAAAUAUUUAAGUAUGUCCUUUGCCUUCCUAGAUCAAUUUGAGGUGAAUUUAGUCAGGUUACCAAGGGUUUAAGCGCUCUACUGCCAUGCCACUUUCUUUGAUGUACUUUAUUCUGUAUCCCACACGAUGCUUGUGAGUAUUCUGGCGAGGUCACCGCGAGGAGGAAGGAGGACCUUGUUCUCAAUUUAUCAGAGUUCCUAUUAGACUCCCCCCUUCCCCGCCGCGUUUGUGCAAGCGAGCUGUCUUUGUUGUUCAUUGAAGAUCGUGCUUUAUUCCAACUGGCUGAGGUUGUAGAAAUUAGUUACUGUAGUAUUUGCCUAAGCCAUAGAUGAAAUAAGUUUAGUCAUUACGGGAAGUUCAACUGGGAUUCCUUUUACAAUUAUUAUCACCAGAUCCAUAAGAAUAAGCAAUAAGCAGACUUAUUUUCAUUCAUUUGUUACUGUUGAGGGUAUAUUUGGACAAGAACUUCUCAUAGACCUGUAGACCUGCAAAGAACAAGUCGCUUGAAAAGGCAAAGGUUUAACUAGUUUUUGUCAUGAGUGCAGUUCUGAUGGAAUUUUUCAUUAUAUUGUUAUCAGCAAACCCACAAGAAUAAGCACUAAUCAGACUGUUGUUUUUGCUUCGUUGAUCACUGUUGGGGGUAUUUUUGGAGCAGAGCUUCUCAACGACCCGUAGUCCUAUAGAAACAAGGCACAUGAUAUGGAAGGAGGGGGUGCUGAUCAAGUUGGUGAUACUGCACCCUAGUGGACGAGCAGCUAACGACCUCCAGUCAGUGAGGUUGAUUGUUGUGAAGGAGAAGCUUUGACGCCGUGGCAGGCUGUUACAUCAAAAUCAGGGAAUUCCGCUUUUGCAGACUUUGGAUUGUCCUGUUAUGAUAGGCUUGAGUGGGUGAACCUGAACUGCCUUUGCCUCUUUAAUAAGGGGUGAGGCCUGGAGCAGAUAGCUAGUGAUUGUCUUGGGGCUACAGGGAUAUAUGUGGCACAUUGGUGCAGGAUUUGGUCCCGGGAUUCCUGGCAUACAAGUUGGCUUUGGAUUUGGAGCUGGAUGUGGGGUUGGUAUAGGAUUUGGUUAUGGUGUCGGGAAGGGCAUUGCUCGUGACGAGAAUUACACAUAUUCUAAUGUGGGGCAGCUAUUUCAUCGUUCACAAAGACUUCCUACACAGGAUGAUAUCAAUGCUAUUAUUGAUGUCCUUGUCACUAAUACAAAGGAGCUAGUGAGGGCAACUUCAAGGGAAAUUGACAAGUGGAGAAGAUGAAUUGAUUUGGGUACAGCUCCUCUGUACAGUUGCCUUCAUAGGAACUACUUAUAGUCGUGUACCUGGGAAGAAUUUGAUCUAAAUGUGGAAUGUAACCUUGGAUGUUAUAUUAGAAUAUCUGACCUCCCGUCUUGAGGACAAUUUGCCACAUUCCUUUAUGGGAAGGGGAAUUUGCUGUUGAUACAUGGCAUUUCUCCAAGUUAUACAUGUUUUGCUUUUUCCUUCCUUUUGUUACUUCUACAUUAAACUAAAGCUGAUAGGGGAAAUUCUCUGAUGCCUUGAUAAA